This is a messenger RNA of Cuscuta campestris, 3737 nucleotides long. The record is from the annotation of a GenBank genome assembly. Lineage: Eukaryota; Viridiplantae; Streptophyta; Magnoliopsida; Solanales; Convolvulaceae.
GAUCAAUUCUUUAUCUCACUAAAAAGUACACUUUUGAGAUAGAGUAAGAAAUAUAAUUCGGACUGAGGAGAUUUACCCGGUCUAAGUCAUACUUUGUGUUCUUGUUGUGUGUUUUAUAUUACGGGUCGAGUGUGUCCAGGUCAAACCCGGUUAACCCACCCAGCUAUAUUUACACCAUCAUUUUUGGCGCCCACCGUGGUGCCGAUUUUUAAAGUUUUUUCCGACCAGGUCAAAACUUUAACCCCACUAAAUAUCCACAAUCAUGUCUUCGAGCAACUACAACGCUGUGUCAAGCCAGGCUGCGAGUGAAAGCACUCCUGCCAUCCCAUUGAUGAUGACGAGCAUGGGGACAACCUUUGCCCCGAUCACCACGGUAGGAUCGAUUGGCAUGAUCCCAAUCAUGUCGACCCCUACUCCUACGCCAACGACAACAAUGUUCCCAGGUUCGAUAACGACGCCAGGGGGAGCAUUCACAUCAUACCCGUCAGCUUGGGCUAAAUUUGCUGCUGACCCGGCAAAUGCUCAGGCUCUACAAGGCUAUCAACAGGUGAUGGCCAUGAUGCAACAGGCAGGGGGCUUUAUGCCAUUUGCCUAUCCUGGCAUGACGCCACCAAUUAUGCCACCUUCGGUGUCGAUCCCGUCGACAUUUGUCCCUAGGAUGGUCCCUAUACGUCCGGUGAAUUUGACGGGGACCAUGAAUGAAGCAGCGCCCUCAAAUGUCCAUGAAAUCAAUGAGGCGGGGCAGGAGGCGGCCCGCAGGAGGAAGGGUAAGGCUAUAGCCAAACCCAGCAAGACUCGAGAUUCAGCGUUCAAACGCCUAGGGGACAAAGAAGAUGGACCCCGCAAGUCUGCCAAGCUACGUCUUGGUCCUGAGAUGGGCCGGACUAGCGCAAUGGAAAGACUUGGCGGGAGUCGUCACGCCCAAUCUCGUCGUUCUAGGGAAUCUGAGACGAUUCACCAAGACGAGGAGGAAGCAGAAAGCCAGCCCAGGGCGUCGGCAUAUACCAGGCUCUCAUACGAUGAGGAUGACCUGGACAAGAUAGGGAGCGUAGCAAGAAAGCUACGUGCCCUGGAGGAAAAGGUGGAAGAGAAGGCGGGAGCGAAAAAGCACACCCUGGCUAAAUCUCCCUUUUCGGCCAGGGUACAUGCGCAGAGGUUGAGGCGGAAGAUUAAGCUGGACGUGGAGAAAUUCACAGGAAAGGAGGAUCCAAACGUCCACCUUGACACCUUCCACAAUGCAGCACAGAUGGCCGGGUGCACUGAUGCUGAGGAAUGCCUACUCUUCUUCUCAUCCUUGAGAGGGAGGCCAGUGGAAUGGUUUAACGGCCUUCCCCAUGGCAGAAUUGGGUCCUUUGAGAAACUUGCCGAAGUUUUCCGCAAGAAGUACCAGGACAACUGCAUCAAGAGGAAGAAGUUCACCUACCUUAACACGGUAGGGCAGAAGGAGAAGGAGUCCUUGACUCAAUUCUUGACCCGCUGGAGGGACGAGGUCGACAAGGAAGGCUACAAUACGGCAUGGGAAUACGCCGAGGCGGAGGUCUUGAACAAGAGCAAUCGGGAGCUGGAGGAAGGAUAUACAAAGGUGAAAACUGAUAAGCCGAAGAAGGAUGACCAGAUGGGAGGGUCCAAGUCGAAGGCCACGUAUGACGGGUCUGUCCAUCAAAUAAGGGAUGAUAAGAAGGGAGAGCAGUCCAAGAGGCCAUGGACGGAGAAGUGGGGUACCUACCACCAAUCCGACUCCCACAAUACGGCGGAUUGCCGAUAUGUCAAGGUUGUGCUCAAAGAGAUGGCCUUGAAGGGAGAGCUUGGGGAAGGUUACGCGACGGAGAAUAAAAAGGACCAAAAAGCGAACACCUGGACCCGUCCUCAGGGAAAAGACCAGGGAAGGAGAAAAUCCAGGAAGGAUAACAACAGUCCGGAUAAAGAAUUCAUUGAGAUGAUUAUCGGUGGCCCGGAAGGCGGGGACACUGCCUCCCAGCGGAAGAACUGGCCAGGAGCUUGCACGGUCCUAGUUGACACAGGAAGCAGUGUCAAUGUUUUAUACUUGGAUGCUUUCAAGAAAUUGAAGCUUGACAAGUCCAUGUUGAGACCAUUGCAAACUCCAUUGUCAGGCUUCACUGGAGCUAGCAUAGAAGCGGAAGGUCAGAUAACCUUACCGGUUACCUUGGGGCCUGGAAUCAACCAGGUCAGGGCUAUUAUUUCCAUGGCACACUUAUGCAUGAAGUUUUACACUCCCAAUGGAAUCGGGGAGGAAAGGGGUGAUCAAAAGAACGCCCGGUCCUGCUACCGGGAAGCAGUCAAGAAGAUGACCUGCCAGUUCGAACAAAUUAAACUGGUCUCCCAGCAGGUAGACAAGGGUGAGGAGAAGGCUAGGAUCGAGCCAGAUGCAAAUACGGAGGAGAUCCAGAUUGACAUCUCAAAUCCAGAGAGGAAGGUCAAGAUCGGGGCUGAUCUUCAAGAAGAGCUAAGGACUGAGAUUGUCCAGGUGCUGACCAGGUAUAAAUCAUUAUUUGCCUGGAGUGUUGCUGAUAUGCCCGGAAUUGACCGGUCAGUCAUUUGCCAUCGUCUCUCUGUUCUUGAGGGGUCUAGGCCCGAAGAAGAACCGGCCAGGGCCAUCACUGAGCUUUGGUGGUCCAUGUCGGUCGACGGAGCCUCUGGACCGAAAGGUUACGGGGGAGGCGUAGUAUUCACAACUUCGGAAGGAUUCAAGGUAUAUCAUGCCUUGAUCUUUAAUUUCAAGCUCACAAACAAUGAGGCGGAGUAUGAGGCAUUGAUAGGGGGUCUGAGAUUGGCCAAAACACUACAAAUCAACUGCCUCAAGAUUAAGUCUGAUUCGAGCUUGGUGGUAGGCCACAUCAAUGGCAACAUGGAGGCCAAAGGAGAAAAAAUGCAAAAGUACAGGGACUUGGCAAGGGCAUUAUUGAAGGACUUGACUGAGUAUGUGAUGGAACAAAUCCCUAGGGGCGAGAACACCGAUGCUGACUUGCUAUCAAAAUUGACGCAAGCAGCCCCAGAACAUGUGUCGAAGUUGGCCAGGAUUGAGACGCUGGAAAAGGCUAGCAUUGAAGGGCUUUCUGUGAGCCUGAUAGAGGAGGAUGGACAGCCCAAUCCAGGCCAGAUGAUAUUUGGAUGGAUGACUUGGUCAAACUGCCAAAUGACCUUCCGGGAAAAGAUCUACGAAGAGAAAGGGAAUGAGGAGGACCAUUUGGCAGAGUUGAACUUGUUGGAGGAGAGGCGAAUGAUCGCCGAGGCCAAGAUGAUUGAAUACCAGCAAGCAGCCAAGGCCUACCAUGAUAACAAGGUAGGGCCUCGUUACUUCCAGGUGGGUGAUGAGGUCCUAAGACGAAGGGAGGCUAGCAAACCAGGAGAUGGAGGAAAGCUCGCAAAGAAAUGGGAAGGUCCAUAUAGGGUCACGACAAUACUACGCCCAGGGACAUACAAGUUAGAAACAAUGGAAGGUCGAGAGUUGGAAAGGUGCUGGAACUCCCACCACCUUAGAAAAUUCUACCGAUAGGCCAAAUUGGCAGGGCAUGUAUUUGUAAUACCCCUUCGAUGAUGGAUAAGAGCUUUCUUCAAUACUUGUGUUGCUAGAUCAGAAAUACUAAAAUAACAUGUCUUGAUGUAAGAGGCAAGGUCAAAAAAAAAGAUAAACCCUUGAGAUAGGGGCCUUGAUGUUGAGGUAUAGCCUUGAGAUAGGCUGGGUCUGGAAGAGGACUCGCGUCCAUACUUACAUGGAU